This is a messenger RNA of Nezara viridula (southern green stink bug), 1195 nucleotides long. Lineage: Eukaryota; Metazoa; Arthropoda; Insecta; Hemiptera; Pentatomidae. The record is from the annotation of a GenBank genome assembly.
GUUUUAAUCAGAUCUCUCAGCUGUGAUCAAAGGAACCGGAAUUUUGAAACAGUUUUUGGAUUUUACAAACUCUUUAAGAGGAGAACUUGAAAGGAGCCAAAGAUGAAGAAAUACGAGGACCAAGUUGCGGUAGUGACCGGUGCUACAGCUGGUAUAGGACGUGCGGUGGCCCUCAGGCUAGCCGAAGAGGGUAUGAACGUCUGCGUUACAGGAAGAAGGGAGGACAGGUUGAAGGAACUGCAAGAAUGCAAGGAAGCGCAUGGUAGGGUGUUCCCAUUCGUCUGCGAUAUGACCAAGGAACAAGAGGUGAUCGAUUUUUUUAAGAAGGUAAAGGAGAAGUUCAACGGACUUCACGUCCUGAUAAACAAUGCGGGUACGGCCCUUUACACCAAAGUCUUAGAUUGUGAGAUGGAUAAAUGGAGGAAUAUGUUCGAGCUGAACGUGUUCGGAGUCGGAAUAGCGUCGAGGGAAGCCUUGAAAAUGAUGACAGGGGCAUUUAUCGAUAACGGAUACAUCAUCAAUAUCAGCAGCAUCUCUGCUCAUGCGGUACCAAUCAUGGUGGGCAAGCACGUCUACAACGCUUCCAAACACGCACUUCGCGUCAUCACAGAAGGCCUCAGAGCCGAAUUAGCAGAACGCCACUCAAACAUCAGGUUAUCGAUGAUAUCUCCCGGCACUGUGUCCACUGAGAUCGCAGCUGUUGGCGGGUGGCUCUCAGUAUGCCAAAACGAUGUCCCUGUACCAACACUGAAAUCGGAAGAUAUUGCAGAUACUGUCGUAUAUCUGUUGAAACUGCCUAAAGGAGUCCAAGUAUCAGAUAUGAUUGUUCGGCCAGCUGGUGAGACUGUUUUAGCAUGAAGCGGUGUACAAUUAUACUUCUUAUUCAAGAUGAAAUAUUGGUCAAGGAAAUUAAUUUAAAAAAAAAAUUAAUUGUAAUAUAUUUGCAAUAGUUAAUUAUAAUAAAAUUAUCCACAUACUAAAAUGAUGUAUGUUCAUAUGCAUUAUAACUAAAUAAUAAUUAAAAUUAUUAUAUCCAAUUUAUUGUCAAAAUAAUGGUGUUUUUACAAUGAGUAAAAAAUAUUAAUGUAAAUGCAUGAAUAAUUCUAUUCAUAUAAUAAAUGUUAUACUAUAUGUUAUAGUAUAUUAUCUGCCAUAUUUAUUUUUUUGUUAGAGUUAUUGUUAAUAAAUUUAAAAC